Molecule: messenger RNA, 2543 nt
Organism: Leptopilina heterotoma
Lineage: Eukaryota; Metazoa; Arthropoda; Insecta; Hymenoptera; Figitidae
Product: dual specificity mitogen-activated protein kinase kinase 7-like
Exons: 8
Coding region: 171-2429 (752 amino acids)
Biological process (GO): protein phosphorylation
Molecular function (GO): ATP binding; protein kinase activity
Source: RefSeq, a predicted model, not a curated record
UCCUCCUUACCACUGACUGACUCUAUAUAACUUGUCAGGGUGUAAUGGUCUGACUUUAGAGCGCAGUUCUUCCUUUUUAAUUAAAAAAAAAAGUUAUGUGAUGUUAUUUUUGUUAUGAGAUAUUUUGUGCGACUGAUUGAAAUCUUGAACUCGCACAUUUUGUUGAUAGUAUGUCAAGUACAUUAGAAAAUAAAAUUCUUAACUUACAAGAGCGUCUUAGGGUAGAAAAUGAAUCUCUACAAGGAGAUAGACAAUCAAAUGAAAAUACUUCAUGCACUGGUAUGCAAAAAUCCUCUGUUUCGAUUACAAGCCCUGCUCCUCGAAGACCUAGACAACUUGGAGAAAUGGGCACACCAACACGGAUUAGAAGGGUGUUGGAUUUACCAGUCUUACAAAUGCUACCGCCAAAGAUGUAUGAUAGUGAAUUUGAAUUGAAGCUACAAGAAAUUAUGAAAAUGAAUGGUAAUUUAAACAUAAAUGGACGAAAAUACCAAACAGAAAUGAGAGAUCUGGAGCAUUUAGGAGAACUAGGUAAUGGAACGUGUGGUCACGUAGUGAAAAUGAAGCAUAAACCUAGUGGUGUUGUAAUAGCUGUGAAACAAAUGCGUCGUUCUGGAAAUGCCGAAGAAAACAAGAGAAUUAUUAUGGAUCUUGAUGUUGUUUUAAAGUCACAUGAUUGUCCCUUCAUAGUGCAGUGCCUCGGAUGUUUUAUUACAGAAUCUGAUGUCUGGAUUUGCAUGGAACUUAUGACUACUUGCUUAGAUAAACUUCUCAAAAACGGUAGACAAGCAAUACCAGAAUGUUUUCUAGGAAAAGUAACUGUUUCAACUGUGAAGGCAUUAUCUUAUCUGAAGGAAAAACACGGUGUAAUUCAUAGGGAUGUGAAACCUAGUAAUAUUCUUUUGGAUGAUGAAGGAGGCGUCAAACUCUGUGAUUUUGGAAUAUCUGGUCGUUUAGUAGAUAGCAAAGCAAAAACUAGAAGUGCUGGAUGUGCAGCUUACAUGGCGCCUGAAAGAAUAGAUCCACCAGAUCCAACAAAGCCAGAUUAUGACAUAAGAGCUGAUGUAUGGAGCUUGGGUAUAACCUUAGUAGAAUUAGCAACUGGAGUAUUUCCUUAUCGUGACUGCAAGACUGAUUUCGAGGUAUUAAGUAGGGUGGUUCAAGAUGAUCCUCCAUCUCUUCCACUCGAUACUUCAUUUUCAAAGGAAUUCAGAAAUUUUGUUAAUUGUUGCCUUACCAAAAAUUAUAAACAUAGACCAAAGUAUCACAAACUUAUGGAACAUCCUUUUAUUAAAAAACACGACUUCACGCAGGAAGAAGAAACUAAUGUUACGAAUUCAACAGCAGAAUAUCAGUGGUUCAGCGAAGUUAUGAGUCAACUUGAUCCAAGGGUACCAGGAGGACCACAUCGGCCAACUGGUCAUAUCUCUUUGAAACAAACUGUGAGUUUGAAAGGAAAAAGUGAAACAUCUCAUUCAAGUAGCGUUACUAUUGAUUCACAAGAUAUGACUUGUUUACCUAAUCAUCAACGCUCAUUCAGCGAUAAUAUAGCUAAUUAUGUACCUUAUAGUCCAUAUGCUUUACGGCGAAAAGAGAGCAAACCUUUUUCACCUCAAACAAUUUGGGACAAUGGUGAUAUUAACGUACAACGUCCAGUUUCAUCAUAUAGAAAUUUUUUGGAACAAAAGAAUUUAACAUUCAAUAGAACUUCUAUUAGUAGUCAAAAUAGAGAUUUUGGAAGAACGCAUUCUUCCUACUCAAAUAAUACGGAACAACAAGAAUGCAGUGGAGAUCGAUGGCAAACUAGAAGAUCACAAAGUCCUCAUGUCAGAGAUUACUCACCUUGGCGUCGGGAAAAUGUAGAUCCUCCAGGUGUAAUUCCACCAGUUGUUGAAAAUGGACGACACUCUCCCUAUGUACAAAGUCGAUUAGAACAUAUUCCAGUGCCUCAGACACAUCUACAUUCUCAGGAUAUUUUUGGUAGUCCUAUGAUUAAUCGGAAACGAUACCCUUCAGAAAUAAAAACUCAGACUUUAUAUAAUUCACAUGCUUCUGAGUUAUUGAUAACGCGCUUAGGGCAUCACAUAAAACAGGAACCGCCAUCUACAAUUCCUCAGUUCCCUGUUUCUUCUAAAGAAUCUGCAAAGAAACGUUUGACUUCUUACGUAAGAUUAAGGUUGGGAAUUGAUCGAGUUCCUUCUCCAGAACCACCACCUAGAUUAAGCCGAGGAGAAUCUCCUUUACCUACUCGACGCCAUAUAAUAGAGCAGUCUUCUCCAUCUUUGAGUCGAAGGUAUGUUUCAUCUUUACCACCGCAGCCACCUCCUAGGAGGUUAUCUGAAAGUUGUUCUGUGCCUGGAAGUCCACAGCAUAUUAGAGCUUACGUUCGAUAUACUCCUGAACCUCAAAGAAGGCCACAUCCUUCAUAAUUUAUUAGUAACUUGUACAUUGCUCAUUGUUAACACCUUGUGAAGCUGAUUUUAAUUAAUUUUGUAAUAAUAAUCGCUUCUACGAAUGUUACAUAAAAAGUUCGUAAAACACAA